Molecule: messenger RNA, 1409 nt
Organism: Parnassius mnemosyne (clouded apollo)
Lineage: Eukaryota; Metazoa; Arthropoda; Insecta; Lepidoptera; Papilionidae
Source: the annotation of a GenBank genome assembly
AAUUAAUGUGUUGAUUUUUGCAAACUGGCUUGUGUUAGAUACGAUACGCUAUUUGAAGUAAAAUUUAGCUUAAAUACCAAGUAGAAUUUUUGUGAUAAUGGAAAUAAUAUCUCCGGCUAACAGUGCUAAAUGCUCAAAAAAAAUAGCUUUUUCCUCCGCCGAAAAAGAACUAAUCAUAAGUUUGGUAAGUGAACGUCCCAUUAUUGAAAACAAACAGACAAAUGCCCGAAACAUUGAGCUCAAGAGGGCGGCAUGGGACGAAAUUGAAAAUGCCUACAAUGCAGUACCUUUUGUGGUCAAGAGAACGGCAUUACAGCUAAAGAGAUGCUGGGAAAACAUAAAAAGUUGUCGUAAGAAGGAGCUGUCAAUGGAAGUCGGCAGUUUAUUACAGACUGGAGGUGGAGUUGGUGAAGCGGGCACUACAGAAAACGUCAUAGACAGUAUUUGCCCAUACAUAAAUCUGACUGUACCUGGAGUCAUUGACUCAAACACAGAAGAGAAAGUCCUAGGUAAAAGAUUUGUUACAUAAUUAUCAUAAUUAAGGAUGAAGCUUUAUUUCUUGUUUUGUUUACAUCACUACUCUAUACAAAGCUUGCAUUUUACUUACUAUUAAACAGCAGAGACAAAGUUAUAUUGUAAAUUAGAAAUGGAAUUUUUUGAAAUUUAAGCAACAUUAUUGUUAUUGUUCACAGUAAAGCUGAGUUCUGUGGAAAUACAUGCUCCAGAGAAAAUAGAUAAAGAAAACCAACAUGGUAAUAUAGUUCUGUAGUAUUGUCAAAAUGUUACUUAAAAUAAACAUUGAAUAGAAUGCACAAAAAGAUAAACUAUAUCUGGAUAUUAUUUCAAAUAUCUUAUUUUGUGUACAUGCUACUUUAUUUUGGGUAUUUACUUUUCCUUUUUUGCAGAUAAUGAGGUCAUAGAAAGUUUAAAAUUAAGCAAGAGGAAAAGAGGAUUAUUUCCUUUAAAAACAUUAACAGGUACAGGAACAAGUAUAAUAUGUAUUUUUUUAUGUACAGACGGAGAUAUGAAGUAGGCAAAUAUAAAUUCAUUGUUCAAGGGAGCUUUUAGCUUUCCAUUACAUACACUAUCUACUUACAAGUGUACAUAAUUUGAUGUAAUUGACCUAUGUAAUGAUAACAGCCAGACACACUUGCUUAUAAUGUAAUAUUAGAAUUGAUUUUAAUGUAUUAAUAAUUAUGCCCAUUAGUAAGUCUUUAAUUACUACCAGCUACUACUACUUCAAAACACUCAUCUCAAUAAUACAUGUUGUAGAUUUAUACUUAUUUUAUUUCAGAUAACAAUGGUAAGCUCUCCAGUGAAGUCCAAGUGCGGGUAAAGCGGUGCAAGGAGAAUAUAGAGCAGGAUUCAGAAUUACAUAAAUUGAGAGUCCAGAGGGAAAAAAUAUUGAU